This is a messenger RNA of Quercus robur (English oak), 651 nucleotides long. RefSeq lists its product as uncharacterized. The record is from RefSeq and is a predicted model, not a curated record. NCBI's taxonomy places the organism in Eukaryota, Viridiplantae, Streptophyta, Magnoliopsida, Fagales, Fagaceae. The coding region runs from base 1 to 651 and encodes 216 amino acids. The transcript is spliced from 4 exons.
AUGGAUGAACUUGACAGUAAUCCUAAUAAGUGCUUUGAGAUGUUUCGCACGACACACCCAUAUCUGUUACAUUUAGUGGAUGAGUUGGUCAGUCAUGGAUACUUAGAGGAAGGGCAGGGUGAUGUGGAUGCCACGCAGGUGGCCGCCAUGUUGUUAUACAUACUCGGCCACAAUACUCGAAUGAGGUGUGUUGCAGACAGAUUCCAGCACUCAAUUAAGACAGUGUCCCGCCACUUCCGCAGGGUGUUACGGGCUCUUCAUUCAUAUGCGAGACAUCUCAUUAAGCCAGAUCCAGAUGUAAUUUGCCUCCCCAAACAUCUUCGAGUGAACAAGUACUACCCAUGGUUCAAGUUUGUUUAUGUUCAUGCAGGGUGGGAAGGUAGUGUUAAUGACUCACAGGUGUUGGAGGAAGCGAUUGGUGACCCGAAGCAUGGAUUCCCAUGGCCACCUACUGGAACAUACUACUUGGUGGACUCAGGCCUGCCUAUUGGCACAAGUUUCCUUCCACCUCACAAAUCAACUAGUUUUCUACGCAUUAAUAACCGUUGUGAUGAAUUGUUUAACACAUGGGACAAUGUUGAAUAUGAAGGAAAUCCUAUUGUUCUGCCCGAUAGUGGCAACAAUGGAGCUUCCACCAGCACCGCAAACUAG